Molecule: messenger RNA, 2344 nt
Organism: Cuscuta campestris
Lineage: Eukaryota; Viridiplantae; Streptophyta; Magnoliopsida; Solanales; Convolvulaceae
Source: the annotation of a GenBank genome assembly
AUUGCGCGAAAAUCGCGGUGUCAUUUUCCCGGAAUGCCCCGAAGAUGCGCUUCAAUUACCAUUCCAUUUCAAGACAUCUCUUUCGUCCCUAUCUUCUCUCCAAUUCCAGUUGUCUUUAAGGAAACAAAUUUCUGAUCUUUCUUUUUUUUUUCUUUUGCGCCUCGCACCCGUCUGGGUUCAGAAAAUCUUGCCGGUUCUUGGGUUUCCGGUCGCCGGAAAGUCGACCCAGUUGACUGAAUCUAUUUUUUUGUCUUGAAUUUUGAUUAUUUUUAAAAAUCGUUCGCAGAAAACAAUGGGUUUUGUUUUAAUUUAAUUUUUUAAUUUUUUUUCGGGGAUCAAAAUUAAUGCUCUGAAAGUUGUCAAAACAAUUCAGCAUCUCUCGUUGUCAUGUUUGUGUCUAUGGACGACGAAUAGAAUCCCGUUUUUCUCUCGCUCGCUUUCUCUUCCCUCACCGAUAAUUUCUAUCAAAAUUUCCUCUUUUUCCCACCCUCUGUUUCUCUCUGUUUGGUUUCCUCCGUUUUGCAGAGGUUGAAGAGAGGGAAAAUCAUCUCUCCUUUCUCUCUCUUUCAUUUUCUGCUUCUCCUUCUUCUUCUUUGACCCCUUCUGCAUUUAUUUUGAUCAAGAAUCAUGGCAGUUUAUAGGGACUCAAUGGAAUCAAAUCUCAAUAGCCUUCUGGAUUUCACCACCCCUGCAGUUUCUUCUCAGUUUUUGGCCAAGGGCGAGAUUAGGAACUUUAAUAAGCUAUGGCUUCCGUGGGACCGAGAAAGGGUCGAAUUCUUUACAUUGGCUGAUCUGUGGAGUUGCUAUGAUGAAUGGAGUGUGUAUGGUGCUGGUGUUCCUAUCAGAUUGGACAAUGGUGAAACUUUGGUUCAAUAUUUUGUGCCUUACCUCUCUGCAAUUCAGAUAUUCACCAGCACUUCUUCUGCUAAUUGUCUAAGGGACGAGAGUGAUUCGGCGUGCGAGACUCGCGAUUCAUUUAGUGAUUCGUUCAGCGAUGAAAGCGAGAGCGAAAAGCUCUCUAGAUGGGAUGGGUGCUCUUCUGAAGAGGGGUAUGAUAGUGUCUGGCAGUUGAAUGAUAGGUUGGGUUACCUCUAUUUCCAAUAUUUUGAGCAAUCCGGUCCCUAUGGACGAGUUCCUCUCAUGGAUAAGAUUAGCGGCUUAGCACUACGGUACCCUGGGUUAAAGACAUUAAGAAGUGUAGAUCUUUCUCCUGCUAGUUGGAUGUCAGUUGCUUGGUACCCUAUUUAUCACAUUCCCAUGGGGAGAACCAUUAAGGACUUAUCCACGUGUUUUCUUACGUUCCACACGCUCUCCUCUUCAUUUCAAGAUAUGGACACAAACGACGAUGAUUUGGGGAAUGUUUUUAUUAAAAAGGCAAAGGAACGAGGAGCUAUCCCUCUCCCUCCGUUUGGUUUAGCCUCUUACAAGAUGCAAGGGGAUGUUUGGUUAUCCGACAAGAGUGGUAGGGAUCAAGAAAGGCUUCUAUUACUCCAUAGUGCUGCAGAUUCAUGGCUUAAGCAGUUGGGAGUCCAACACCAUGAUUUUAACUACUUUCUGGGUAUGCGCCAUUGAUUAAAGUCCCAAUUGUCCUUGAUAUCUUUUGGAAGCGGGCAAGAAGAAAGAAGCGACUUUCGAUAAUUAAAAAAAAUCUCUUUUACAUAACUGCCCUAGCUCAUACGAUUAGGUGCGCAUUGCGGAGUGCCAUAAGAUAAUAAUACUUUAAAGUUGAAAGUACUGUAAUAUUUUUUCAAACUGUUUCUUUAUUUGAAAAAAUAUUACAGUAUAUUGUUUUCGACUCUCAAAGUAUUUUACCCCCUCGGUCCGAGUGGGACUUUUUAGUACGUUGGUUGGUUUUGGUUUGGUUUUGAUUACAUUUUUGUCGCGCCUUAUUGUGAGACCAUCCUCUACUCUUUUUUUUCUUUGUGGCAUGGUUCAGUUAAUGCUUUUACCCAACUAUUUAAGGGGUUGAGCUUUUGGCAAUGUGUGUAUAGGGAUGAAAAAAAUGUAAUCUUUGAGUGAGAGGGAGAGAGGGGCAAUUUGGACAUGAGCGACAUUGACUUUGUUGUAAUUGUGCCAUGUCAAGAAAUUAUAUAUUAAUAAUCUAUAUGUUAAGACAAAUCAAACAAGAUCACACAUGACUAUAUUUAGGCUUACACAUUGAGAGAAUUUGAUGAGUCAAAGUGCUUAGAUGAACAGUUCCAAAAGUCAAAAGUGGACAAAGAGAGUGGGACGGAGGUAGCACUUUUUUACACUUUAUGCAAAAUAAAGUGAAUUUUUUUAAGUUUUUUAAAUCAUUUUUAUUAAAUAUUGAUAUAGAAAUUAAAAAUAAAGCUUACAUAUUUAA